This is a messenger RNA of Guillardia theta CCMP2712, 918 nucleotides long. RefSeq lists its product as hypothetical. The record is from RefSeq and is a predicted model, not a curated record. The transcript has a single exon. The annotation marks the transcript as partial. NCBI's taxonomy places the organism in Eukaryota, Cryptophyceae, Pyrenomonadales, Geminigeraceae.
AUGAAAAACCUGCCGGAGCGAGAGGAGGAGCGCGAGCAAGUGAUGCGCAAGGUGCACGAGCGGUCGGCGCGCAAGUGCCUGGACCUCGCGAGGACCAACGGGGGUCUCUACACCAAGGCGGCUCAGUUCGUGGCGUCGCUGCAGGGAGGAGCAGGAGACAAGGGGAUCCCCAAGCCCUACGUGGAAGUGCUGCGAGUGCUCACAGACGCUGCCCCCCACCAUCCCUUCGCUGAGAUGGAGUCCGUCAUCGUGCGCGAGCUCGGCAGCCCCGCCUCCCACAUCUUCCUGCGCUUCGAUGAGGUUCCCAUCGCCGCCGCCUCCUUGGCUCAGGUCCAUCGCGCGCAGCUGCCGGACGGGAUGGAGGUGGCGGUCAAGAUCUUGUACCCCAGCCUCCGCCGGGAGAUGGCCUCCGACUUCGCCAUGUUCCGCAGGCUCGGCUCGCAGAUCCGCCCGGGCGGCUACGACAUGGGCUGGCUGGUCGAGGACUUUGAGCGAACCCUCCGCUCUGAGCUCGACUGCGAGCACGAGGCGCGAAACUGCGAGCGAGCGGCGAAGCUGCUGGAGGGGCGAGAGAGCGUGAGAUUCCCGCGGGUGGUGUGGAGUCUGACGAGGAAGGACAUCCUCGUGAUGCAGUUCAUGCACGGACUCCUGCGCAUCUCCGAGCCCGAGGCUCUGCUAGCGAGCGGGCUCGAGCUGGAGGAGUGCGGGCAGGUCGUCAGCGACGUUCUCACCGAGCUCGCGCUUGUUCAUGGCUGCGUGCAUGGAGACCCGCACGCGGGGAACAUCUACCUGGUGGCCCGAGAGGUGGAGGGGUCGAGCCGAGUGAAGCCAGCGCUGGUGAUGCUGGACCACGGGCUGUAUCACCACGUGGAGGAGCGGGUAAGGAAGGACCUCUGCCUCCUCUUCCUCGCCUGCAUC